CCUCCCUAGACUGUGUGGGCGUUCUUUGGAAGACGGCACCAAACCUCCAAGUCAGUCAGGUGCAAUUUGAUUUUGCUAGCAGCUGCUUUGAAAUUUGGGGGAUUUUUUUGGCUGGGUGCUUGUUUGUCGUGGUUUUUUUAAAAGCCCUUCUCAUCUUGCAUUAGCAGCCCCGAAUGCCGAGAGGGCUUUUAUGUAAUUUUUGUAAUUUUUUUGCAAUUUAACAAAGCUUAAAUAAUCACGACGUUCCCCAGCGACUCUCUCCAAGGCACUUGCAACCGCGGCCGUUGCAACCGGAGCACCGUGCGCAUCUUCCCAUGGAGGCCGUGAUCUGCUAAAACAUACACACACACAAAUAUACAAAUACCUGAAGGAGACGCAUCGGGAUAAUAACAUGGAGGAAGAGGAGGAGCUGCAGCACUGAAUUCCCGGGCUGUGCUAUCAAGCGGCAAAGAGAUGGUGAUUUUGUAAUGUGUUCCCGGUGCAACUUCUGGAGUUGUGAGAGCUUUUGCCUCCCCUUCCCCCGCCUCACCUGCCUCCUACUUGCCGCCUGUCUCCUCUAUUUUUGAUCUGCCGUUUCCGCUCUUCUCCGCACCCCCCCAGAGCCCCCUCCCCACUUUUCCCGCUUUGCCAUGGGAAUGGGGGCAGGUUUCUUGGCCCUUGUCAUGUCGGCUUCAUUUUUCAAUCCCAGCUUUGCCUUCAGUUCGCACUUCGACCCCGACGGCACUCCCUUGAGUGAGCUGUCCUGGUCCUCUUCUCUGGUGGUUGUGGCUGUUUCCUUUUCUGGGCUCUUCACCUUCAUCUUCCUCAUGUUGGCCUGUCUGUGCUGCAAGAAGGGGGGCAUUGGCUUUAAGAGCUGGAGAAGCGAAUCCCGGGAGAAGAGGCUGAGGAUGGUUUUGAGGUGUCUGCCCUGCACGGGGGCCAGCACAGUGCCCAAAACGGCCUGUAAUGUAGAACUGGGGAACCCUGGGCAGCCCUCCCCCUGCCCCCUGACCAAGGAAUUUGAUAAUGCUGAAGGAGAAGAAUACGUGAGCGAAUUCUCAGUCCAAGGCUCACCCGCCACACAGAAUGGCCCUGAAGUUUACAUUCUGCCUCUCACUGAAGUCUCCUUGCCCAUGUCCAGGCAACCUGGGCGUUCGGUGCAACUACUCAAAUCCACAGACCUGGGACGUCACAGUCUGCUGUACCUCAAAGAAAUUGGCCAUGGAUGGUUUGGCAAGGUGUUCCUCGGUGAGGUGAAUGCAGGGCUGAGCAGCACACAGGUGGUAGUGAAGGAGCUCAAAGCCAGUGCCAGUGUGCAGGAUCAAAUGCAGUUCUUGGAAGAGGCUCAACCCUACAGGGCACUCCAGCACACCAACCUCCUGCAGUGCCUGGCCCAGUGUGCGGAAGUGACACCUUACUUGCUGGUGAUGGAGUUUUGUCCACUGGGUGACCUGAAAGGCUACUUGCGGAGCUGCCACGCGGCUGAGGCACUCGCGCCUGACCCUCUGACCCUGCAGCGCAUGGCCUGCGAGGUGUCCUGUGGCCUUCUCCACCUUCAUCGCAACAACUACGUGCAUAGCGACCUGGCAUUGCGGAACUGCUUACUCACGGCUGACCUGACUGUCAAAAUUGGCGACUACGGCCUUUCCCACUGCAAAUACAAAGAGGACUACUUUGUGACAGCUGACCAACUGUGGGUACCCUUGCGCUGGGUGGCGCCUGAACUCAUCGAUGAGGUACACGGCAACCUGCUCAUCGUCGACCAGACAAAAUCCAGCAAUAUCUGGUCCUUGGGCGUGACCAUCUGGGAGCUCUUCGAACUGGGCAGCCAGCCCUACUGCCACUAUUCAGACCGGCAGGUGCUCACCUAUGCCAUCAAGGAGCAGCAGCUGAAACUUCCUAAGCCACAACUCCCCCUCUCACUCUCUGACCGCUGGUAUGAGGUGAUGCAGUUUUGCUGGCUGCAGCCAGAGCAGCGUCCCACAGCUGAGGAGGUGCACCUCCUGCUCUCCUACUUGUGUGCCAAGGGCGCUUCAGAAGCCGAGGAGGAGUUUGAGCAGCGCUGGAAUUCCAUGAAACCUGGGGGUGGCGGCGGGGGUGGCUCGGGCUCCGGCCAUGUGGGUGUGGAGCUCUCCUCUUUCCCUCUUCUGGAACAUUUCUCCAAUGACGGCGAUGAUGUCCUGACCGUCAUGGAAACAAGCCAUGGCCUCAACUUUGAGUACAAGUGGGACCAAGGGAAAUCUGAGCACCUGCCCGCUUCUGCUCUGAGCCCUCAUGGUGCCGCUCGCUACCAUGAGCUCUACUAUUCAGCCAGCAGUAGCGGUGGCGGCGGCGGCGGCGGCGGAGGUGGNNNNUCGCCUUCGUGCUAUGAGUGCAAAAUGCAAGGCUGCCUCGGCCUGCACACGCCAGGGGUGGUGCCUGUGCUGAGCGCUCACAGUCCCUCCUUGAACAGCGAGUACUACAUCCGCAUUGAAGAGGCAGCCUCUGAGGGCAGCGGGGCUGACUUUGAUUACACCAUGUGUUCCUAUAGCCCAGAGUUUGGCCAUUCCUCUCAGUGGCAAACCAAAGAAGACCAGUACGACGAGUCGAACAACAGUCCCAGCAUCUCCCUCACUAUGGAACCUCUUUUGGGCCACUCGGUCCAUGCAGACGACCACUGGGAGCCUCCUGGCUAUUACUCUUACGGAGAACCGUGGGACAAGGAGGUCCCAUUUUAUGAGGCCUCCCCAAAGGACAGCAGCGCUGAGCGCUACCUGGUCAAGGAGCCUGGAUCCUCUGAGUGGCCCAUCCCCACCUUGAAGAAAAGCAUCUUUGCAGACCCACUAGGUGUGUCACCACCAGCGACCUUUGCCUACGAGGAGGCCGUGUCAGACUCAGUCGCUCUGGAAAUGGGGGAAGAGGAAGAGGCGGAAGAGGAGAACUUGCCCAAUAACCGCGGGAGUGCAGAGGGUGAGAAGAACCAAUCCCCUUCCUCCUGUCAGUACUGGACCUCCAACACCUCAGCCAAUAACAAUAGCAGCAGCCACCCUCUGGCCCCCUGCGAGCCGCCUGCCAACGAUAGCUGGUGCUACCGGCACAUGAUCACCUUCCAGGGGCUCAUGGCAGAGCCCUUGUGCACAGUGCCACGGGACGAGCCUGUGCUAGGCCUUAGAGACCUGCGUGCUGCCCUGCUCGGUGGGGAGCAUGCCGCAUCCUCUCAGAUGGGCUCCCCCUGUCCAGACACAGAAACACCUACAGAGGAAGAGAGCUCAGGGGAGGUCACCAGUCCAGAGAUCAGAGCGGAGGAACAGGUUGAUCCCUUGCCUGAGAGUGGCGCAGAAAGCCAACAGCCCGACACUCUGCCGUUGGGGGGAGGAGAUUUGACAGUGUCAGCGUCUACCCCAGAAGCUAUGAAAAACACAGCUGCUGAGGACACCCUUGUGCCAGGUGAGUUAACAGCUGAGAUGACAGGAAACGGAGAAGACUUAGUCCUCGGGGAGGACAUUUUGUAUGACUGCUCCCCCAAAGUGCCGCAAGAGAUCAGCCUGGAAAGUGGCAAGACCAUCGCCAGUGAACAGGACAGGACGCCGGACAAGACUGUUUCAAGUGCAAGUUUCCCUGACUUGGAUGAGGCCAGUGAUGAAGAUACAGCUGAGCUUACAUCAGGGGUAUUCACUGACUUCCCGGUUGAUUGUCCUGAGCGGCAGGAUGUCACGCCCACCUUCAAGUCCUUGCAGAAGCAGGUCGGGACCCCUGACUCCUUGGAGUCACUGGACAUCCCUUCCACCACCAGCUCCUGUGAGGUGUUCAGCCCAACCACGUAUGUGCCCUCAAGCCAGCCUAAGGCCUUGGACAGUGGUUAUGACACAGAGAACUACGAGUCACCUGAAUUUGUCCUUAAGGAACCUCAUGAGCCACGAGAACCAGAAACCUUUGCCCAGCUAGGGAAGUCAGUGGAUGAUCCGGAGGACCAAGCCAAAGAACUCAGCCUCUCCAGUUCUUUCAGUGCUGAGCUGCAAGGUUUGGAUGAGAAGAACCCUUACCGUGACUCAGCCUACUUCUCGGAUUAUGAUACUGAGGGGGGGAACCGGGAGGAUGGGGAAGGGGACAGCGAUGGUUCUGAGGGGCAUGAGCCGGACGUCCCCCAGGAACACCUUGAUGGACUAGAGAAGGACCUUGAUCAAAAUGGCAGCAUAGCUGAGUCGGAGCUUCCCUGCUUUCCUGAGCCUGAUUGCCCAGAUGGAAAUGGUGUCGGAUGCAUCUCUCCAACACAGACAGAGGAACAGGGCACGAGGACAGGCCUCGGUAUCCCUUUAGCACAAGAGCUGCUGGUGGUGAAUGGCGUGGAGGCUGAUGCUAGCCCACCCAGCUGCAAGAAGGAGGAUGGAACUGUUGCCGUGCCCCAAACACCUGCCCCCAUCAGCAGGUCUUUUUCCUUAUCCCCUGUGCCCACAGACGUAGAGGUGCCCCCUGCGAGUGGUGAUGGAGUGGAGACAGGGGAGGCAGAGCAGGGAAGCCGGGUAAGGGAGGCAAAGCAGCCCGGAGAGGUAUUGCAGGAAACUAGCCCUUCCGAGGAGCCCCAGAGCAGUCCUGCGGGGCUCUCACUGAACCUGUCGGUGGUGCCAACCCAGCAGUCCUCUCUCCCCAAUGAUCUGGAAGAAGAGGAGGAGGACACAGAGGACAGUGAUGAGUCAGAUGAGGAAUUGCGGUGCUAUAACAUCCAGGACCAAAGUGAGGAGAGCGAGGAGGAUUCGCCCACGGUGCCCAUCGUGGUGGCGGAGAGUCACAGUGGUCGCAACCUGCGUAGCCUGCUUAAGAUGCCUAGCCUGUUGGUGGAGACCUUCUGUGAUGACCUGGAACGCAAGAAGAAAGCUGUCUCCUUCACCGAGGACGUCACUGUCUACCUCUUUGACCAGGAAAGUCCAACGAAGGAACUUGCCGAGCAGCCUUUCCCAGGAGUGACGGAGCCUCCUGCGGGAGUGCCAGCUCUGCAGAAGGACAUCAGCGGUACCUCAGGCGCAGCGGAAAGGACAAGUGCACCCAGCAACAACAACAACUCAGAAAGGAGCCUCUCUGACCUGAGUAAGGGAGGUGGUUUCGAGUGGGAAGAUGACUUCUCGCUUCUGCCAGUGAAACCCACUGUCCUUUCGGCCCUGACUUCAUCAGCACCUGAGCCUCCCCUCUCUGGACUGCCAGCUGCCCUCGUGCCAGCGCAGAAGCAAGUGCUGCCCAUCCAGUUCUCGCGCUUCACCGUCUCUCCUGCCCCAGCCUCACGGUUCUCCAUCACCCAUGUCACCGACACAGAUGUCCAAUCUGUAGGAGGCAGCAGCGUAAAUGGAGACAGAGAGUGAACUUGGCCACGGGCUUUCUUUCGGACUUCCCAACCUCUCUCUCCCCCACACAGCACUGGUGUCUGCACUGGGGCCAAGGAGAAAGGACCACGGCCCAGAACCUGCGUGAAGCAGAAGAACUCUGCAGGGCCUUUUGCUCUUAUAUUUUUUAAGAGCCAAGUUUUACUGGACCGAUCUUGACAGCUGCUAGGCUGGAACCACCCCACAGGGAGGCGGCUUGGGGUGAGCAUGUGUGAGAGGCGAAGGCGGUGUGUGCAGGAGCGUGUAUGUGUGUGCGUGUGUGUGCGUGUGUGUACAGGUAGACCAAUAGAGAUAAUAGAACCUAUAACAUUUAAAAGAUAGAUCUGUGAUCUUGCUAACAUUGCUGCCCCUCCACCCAAGCCAUUUUGAUAUCUUUGUCUCCAGCUCAUGCCUCUUGACGUUUUGACGCACGUUGGCUUCCCACAUUGGGGCGUCGCCUUGAGACACACCACCUCCUGCCUGUUCUGUAAGCUUGCCAUGGGUUCUUUCCAAACCCAGUGUGGGACCUGGGGAGAGAGCACACAGCCUUCACACCUUGUGCCAUUCAGACAGAAUUUACUUGGGCCCCUCAAGGAUUAGGAUUUAUUUCCUGCCUAGUGGCUGCAAGACCUUCUUGCCCCUCAUUCAGCAUACUGAGUCUGGAGACCUGGUGGAAUGGAGGUACCAAACUGGGAAAGAGGGGUGAAGGAACGCAAGGCCAGGGGCAUGUAGGGGAGGUGCUCAGUGCUAGGUGGUAUGGACUCAGUAGGCAUUUCCCCUUUUCACUGUCUGGUUCCCCCCCAUAUAAACUUUGUUGGUACUGCCAGCCCGUUACUGUCUGCCCUGCUGAAACAAUGUUGGAUAAAAUUGUUCCAUUCAUGUUGCAACCGUUGAUCCAAGACCCUCCCUAUCUUGUCCUAGUUACUGAUCGGCAGUAAAUGUCUCCACCUCCCAUUAGGAAGGGGUCCAGUUUAGCAGCACAGGAAAAGCUGUGCCUUAAUGGCAUCAGGCACCCCAUCUUUUUCUCUCCCCCAGCCCGUGGAGAAAGUAAUGUUUUCUUCAAGUCUGCCUUUUCAGAGGUGGCCUGGUCAGAAAAGGAAGGGCAAGAAAAAUAUUCCAGGUAAGGUUGUUUAAAUGGUUCACUGGCUGGGAGGGACUGUGUGGUGCUGAAAUCUACCUGUGCCACUCCCCUUCCCUUCCUCUCCUCUUCAUCACUCCCCCACCAUGAUAUGGUUUAGGUGGAGCUUGUCCAGGAUGUAUACCAUUUCCAGGAGCCAAUGUGUAAUUAUACCAAAACCUUUACAAAAUUCCUGCAGAAAUGAAAAGAAAUCCCAACACCCCUUUGCUGCUCCUGCAGGAAUGAAUAAAUCUGUAGCAAAAGCAGGGCAGACUGCCCCCACCAGUAUUUUUGUAUAACAGUUUAUCCACUGCUCUAUCACUUGCCCUAACAGAGUGGCAGAUAUGUUACUGUUGCCAAAGAGAUGCAAAGGGUUAACUUGUAUCAAGAUGUCCAGUGGGGCAGGGAAAAGAUUAAGGAUGGAGAGGAAGAAGACGAUCCUAUUGGUGUUUUUUUAAAAAACAAAAUAUUAUUUUAAAGGCUGAGGAUAUUUGUGCAAUUUGGACUGGGGGUGAAAAAGGAAGGAAGGAAGUCAGAGACAUGUUGGACUCGGGGUGGUUGUGGCCAUUUGGGGCUAUAGACCAAAUGCAGGCUUUGAAAAUCAAAGAGCAGAGAGAUUGGGAUGCACGUGGCAGCAGCCAGUAAGGUACUGGAGCCAUUCCAUUAUGCCCUUAGAGGAGGACCUUAACAAUACUAGCCUGAACAACUGUAAAACAGCUGGUUUUUAUGGUGCAUUCACUUCUGUGGCUUUUUAUUGUGCAUUCACUUUUAUUCUUACCAUCUCUUGGGAUCUGAUAUUAGUACAAGGUUUGGCAAUGAGGCUGAUCACUUACUUAGUCUUGUCUCUUCUUGGGUUUUUUUUUUUAAACCACAAGGUACAUAAUAAUAAUAAUGCACUUUAAUUUAUAUGUAUACGCACACAGCACAUGCAACUUGCCUAUCAUAUUAACUGGAUGGUGCUCUUGGUCUCCAAUAGCAAUGGUGGCAUUAUGUCUCUCCUUCCUCUUGUCUCCUUCUGCUGUCACCUCCAAUGCUAAUUGUAUCCAGUUCUUGGAGAUCUGCUCAGUAAGCAAAGCAAUUCGGAGCCUCAGUGGAAUCAACUUUUGAGUAAAUAUGCUGAGAAUGAUGCCAGUGGUUCUUAACUCAUUGGAGCCAGGAUUUCUGGGAGUUGUAGUCCAAGAACAUCUGGGGACCCAAAGCUGAGAACCACUGCUGUAGCCAAAAUACUGUUGUGUGCAUGACGUUCUUUGCUCAGCCUUCAUGAGAUCUCCUGUCACUUUGCUGAAAAAGUCAUUGGACAUAGGAAGUUAAUUACACUGUGUUCACUGCUAUCCUGUGUGUUGGGAUUAUACAAGCAUUUAGUCCUUUCCUCUUUACUUCUAGUCAGGCAUUACUGAAGUAGGUAGAGUGGCAAACAGGAGGAGUCAGACGACUAUGCUGUCCCCUGCCUCUGUUGUCCGCUACAUACACAUGGAGGGGCCUUUCAGUAAAAGGAGACCCGUUACACAUUUUAUGGAAGCUCUUUGCUGUGCUUUUUAACCCUGGAAAAAUCAUAGUGCCAGAAAACUGGGGAGGAGCUUUCAUGGCCAGAAAAACAUUACUAUCUGCCCCAUGUAGAGGGCAAUGGAAACAGCAA
Messenger RNA from Pogona vitticeps (central bearded dragon), 8062 nucleotides. NCBI's taxonomy places the organism in Eukaryota, Metazoa, Chordata, Lepidosauria, Squamata, Agamidae. The record is from RefSeq and is a predicted model, not a curated record.